GAGGGAAGUAAGCCAGUACAAGUUUUUCAAAGACCAAAAUUUGACGUCACUGGCUUAGAGCGGCUUCGAUUGAUCCAGGCUGUGACGUCUCAAGUUAAUCAGAUAAUGCAAUAUGAUUGGUUGCAACGGCAACGAAAAAUUUUUAAAAUAUAAUUUUUUUUUUCGUCCCCUGGACGUACUUCUUUACUUUUUCCCCCCUUUCCUACUCCCUCCCUCGCCAUGCCUGCCGUCGCUAACAACACUCAGGCUUCCGAAAUCCCUACCAAGAAGAUGGCCGCCUUGUCCAUCUCCACUAACCCCGGCGAGGUCGAGUCCAAGCAGGUUCAGGAGCUUCUCCAAAAGCUCACUGCUGCUUCUGCCGAUGCUGACCGUUACUCUGCCGCCGAGGAGUUGGCCAGCUUUAUCAACACUCACGGCGUCCUUUCUCUUAAGCUUUAUGGUAUCUUGGAUGCCAUCACUGCUAACUUGAACAACAAGAAGGCCCCUGCUGCUCGUCAAGCUGGUGUUGCCUUGAUCAAGGCUCUUACCCACAAGAGCGUUGACCGUCAAGCUGAGCCUUUCUUGCUUAACUUCCUUCCCCAACUUCUUGAGCUCCAAGCUGACAAGCAAGUCGCUGUCAAGAACGAUGCUGCUGAGGCUGCCAAGGAUCUUAUCAAGACUGUCUCUCCCUUCGCUGUUCUUACCAUGAUCCCUGCUAUUUUGGAAGGUCUUACCAACUCCAAGAAGUGGCCCACCAAGUUCCUUACCUUGACCAUCAUUGAUGAGCUCGUUAAGGUUGCUCCCAAGCAAGUCCACUCCUGCAUUCCCCAGAUUGUUCCCUCCAUCUCUGACUGCAUGUGGGAUACCAAGGCUGAGGUCAAGAAGGCUGCCACUGCCACCAUGGGCAAUGUCUGCUCCCUCGCUGACAACAAGGAUAUUGAACGUUUCAUUCCCGCUGUCAUUGCUUGUAUCAACAAGCCUGAGAACGUCCCUGAGACCAUUCACUUGCUCGGUGCCACCACUUUCGUCCAGGAAGUCGACUCUGCUACCUUGUCCAUCAUGGUUCCCCUUUUGGCCCGUGGUUUGAACGAGCGUGCUACUCCCAUCAAGCGCAAGUCUGCUUUGAUUAUUGACAACAUGUCCAAGCUUGUCGAUGACCCCAAUGUCGCCGCUCCUUUCUUGCCUCUUCUUUUGCCCGGUCUCGAGCACACUCACGAGAUCGUUGCUGAUCCUGAGUGCCGUUCCGUUGUUGAGAAGGCUCUUGCCACCCUUCAACGUGUUGGUACCCCCAAGGAAUGGACCAAGACCCCUGAGCAGAAGGCUGAUGCCAUCGUUGCCGGUCUCAAGGAACUUUUGCCUACCGAAUAUGAUGCUUUCUUCCAGGUUGAGGUUGACUACAUUGGCAAGCUCGCCAUUGCCAUGACCAACGUUCAAGAAUUCCAAAAGAACGAAUGGGUUGUCAACGUCACUCCUUAUGCUGCCGCUUUCUUGUCCCAGGACGAUGCCACCAUUCUUGCUGACUCUUUCCUUGCCAAGUGCGAGGAGGCUGUUGCUGAGAAGGAUGUUGAAGAAGAUGAUGAUGAGGGUGAAGAUCUUUGCAACUGCGAGUUCUCCCUUGCUUAUGGUGCCAAGAUUUUGCUUAACCGUACCUCCCUCCGUCUCAAGCGUGGUAGACGUUACGGUCUUUGCGGUGCCAACGGUUCCGGAAAGUCCACUCUUAUGCGUGCUAUCGCCAACGAACAAGUUGAAGGUUUCCCUCCCAAGUCUGAGCUUAAGACUGUCUAUGUCGAGCACGAUAUUGAUGGUUCCGAAGCUGAUACUCCUAUUGUUGACUUCGUCCUUGCUGACGAAGGUGUUGAGACCAAGGAUCCCGUCACCGUCACCAAGAUUCUUAAGGAAUAUGGUUUCUCUGAUGAGAUGAUCUCCAGCAAGCCCAUUGGUGCUCUUUCCGGUGGUUGGAAGAUGAAGCUCGCUCUUGCCCGUGCUAUGCUUAAGAACGCUGAUAUCUUGUUGCUUGACGAACCUACUAACCAUUUGGAUGUUGUCAACGUCGCCUGGUUGGAGAACUACCUUCUCGGUCUUAAGACUGUCACCUCCAUGAUCGUUUCCCACGACUCUGGUUUCCUUGACAAGUGCUGUACCGACAUUAUCCAUUAUGAAAAGAACUACAAGCUCAAGCGUUACAGAGGUAACUUGACCGAAUUCGUCAAGAAGGUCCCUGAGGCUGCUUCCUACUACUCUCUCCAGGAUGCUGCUUUCGCUUUCCGUUUCCCUGAACCCGGUUUCCUUGAGGGUAUCAAGACCAAGGAACGUGCCAUCUUGAAGAUGAAGGACUGUGACUUCCAGUACCCCGGUACUGACCGCAAGCAAUUGACUGGUAUUACCAUGCAGUGCUCUCUCUCUUCCCGUGUUGCCGUCAUUGGUCCCAACGGUGCCGGAAAGUCUACUCUCAUCAAGCUUUUGACUGGUGAGAUGGAAGCCAACAGCGGUGUCGUCUGGAAGCAUCCUAACUUGCGUAUUGCCUACGUCGCUCAACACGCUUUCCACCAUAUUGAAAAGCACUUGGAUUCCACUCCUAACCAGUAUAUCCAAUGGCGUUACGCUACUGGUGAAGAUCGUGAAGAACUCGACAAGGUUGAUCGUCAAAUCAACGAAGAAGAAGAGAAGGCCAUGAACGCUGUCCACAUCAUCGAUGGUGAGAAGCGUGUCGUUGAGGAGCUCGUUGGUCGUCGUAAGCUCAAGCAAUCUUACGAAUACGAAGUUUCUUGGGUUGGCAAGUCCUCUGUUGAGAACACCUGGAUGCCCCGUCACAAGCUCGAGGAAAUGGGUUUCUCCAAGAAGAUCGCUGAAUGCGAUGCUGCUGAAGCCGCCAAGCUCGGUCUUAACCGUCCCUUGACUGCCAAGGAAAUCGAAAAGCACUUGGCUGAAGUUGGUCUUGAACCCGAAUUCGCCACUCACUCUCGUAUCCGUGGUCUUUCUGGUGGUCAAAAGGUCAAGCUCGUCAUUGGUGCUGCUAUGUGGAACAAGCCCCACAUGUUGGUUCUUGACGAACCUACUAAUUAUCUUGAUCGUGACUCUCUUGGUGGUCUCGCUUCCGCCAUUAAGGAAUACGGUGGUGGUGUCGUUAUCGUUACUCACAACCGUGAAUUCUCUGAGGAACUUUGCACUGAAGUCUGGAAGGUCGACAACGGUCAGCUUAUGGCUUCCGGACACAACUGGGUCACUGGUAACGGUACCACUGCUGUCGCCGAGAAGGACGAAGAGGACCAAGUCGAUGCUACUGGUAACACUGUCAAGACCGUUAGAAAGGUCAAGCUUACCUCCAAGGAACUCCGAAAGAAGAAGAAGGACCGUAUGGAGCGUCGCAAGCGUGGUGAGGAAGUCUGGUCAGACGAAGACGAGUAAAGCGAUUAUCAAGAAAUCCCCAUUUUGUUUUUCAAGCAUAAUUCUCUUUUAACUCCCAUUUUCUUUUUCAAAAAAAAAAAAAGCUCAACAAUCUUUGGUUCUGAUCUGUACAUAUCCUCCUUACCACUUUAUGCUAACCUCUUCAUCCAACACUUCUACUUCUUCUAAUUGUAUCUCGAGCAAUUGUUUCAAAUCAUCCUCCUACAUCUAUCGUAAAGAGUUAUAAAGCACAGUUCUCUCCAUGUGCGAGUAAACCUAUAGAAUAUCAAAAUAUCUUUGAUGG
Molecule: messenger RNA, 3667 nt
Organism: Umbelopsis ramanniana AG
Lineage: Eukaryota; Fungi; Mucoromycota; Umbelopsidomycetes; Umbelopsidales; Umbelopsidaceae
Exons: 1
Coding region: 220-3384 (1054 amino acids)
Molecular function (GO): ATP hydrolysis activity; ATP binding; translation elongation factor activity
Source: RefSeq, a predicted model, not a curated record